Messenger RNA from Caenorhabditis angaria, 1824 nucleotides. NCBI's taxonomy places the organism in Eukaryota, Metazoa, Nematoda, Chromadorea, Rhabditida, Rhabditidae. The record is from the annotation of a GenBank genome assembly.
AUGGAUAAAGAAUUCAAUUUCAACCUGGUAGGAGAAAGCAAAGAAAGGUUUUUUGUGAUCAAAAAUCGAUUAUAUCAAAAGUAUUCGUUUCAGAAAAACAGAGAGUUCGGGGAGAUGUGUUCCAGAACAACAACAUUAUAGCGCUGCGCAAGGACCACCAGAAGGAAAUGGAGAAAAGUAUUUUGAUCACCAAAAUUCUAUGUUUAGAAGCUUAUUUUUUUCAGAAAAAAAGAUUCAAACAACAAAAACAUAUUUCGAAAAGUAAUUUCGUCUCUACCAGCUAUGCCAUCUAUGCCAGCUAUGCCAUCUAUGCCAUCUAUGUCAUGGAAACGAACUGAAGUGAGUCAAUUUGAUUUAGAAGAAAAAAGAAGAGAAGCAGAAAGACUCGAAAGACUCAAAAAAUUGGAAGAAAAAACUAUGAAAAAUAAUGCGGAAAGAGAGUAAGAAUGAAUUCGAAUUUCGAUUGAAAAAACAUUUCUAAAUUCAGGCAAAGAUAUCGAGAACACGAUGAAUCAGAUAGAAAACAUGAAGACUCGCAAAGAGAACGUGAAGAAAAUUUCAAGAAAAGAGUACAUGAAAUCGAGCAGGAAAGAACUAAACAACAAAUCGAAACGGAUCGAGAAUUCGAAAAUCGAAUGAAACAAUUGAAUGAGAUAGCUGCUCAAAAUAUUGAAAGGCAAAACGAGGUAAGAUAUAUUGUAAUUAGUGCAAUUCAAUUCAAUUUUUGCAGAGGCAUGCUAGAAUUCUGGAUGAAACUGAAAAGGAAUAUGACUCAAAAAUUGCUUCAAAACAAAGAGAGACUCGAAGGUAUUUCGAAUUUCAUUGAUUCUGAAAUCAAACAUUUUGUGAAGUUCAAUUUCAGUUUUAUCAACUCCAUUCAACAAGCAUCAGAAAGAAAUAGCAAUGAAUCGAAAAUGAGACAACAGCAGACUAUCGAUGAAACUAAUGAACAUUUAAGGUAUGCAUUUUUAUGGGGGGAUUCAGGGGAAAUUCUAAAUCAGCUUUGAAAUCAGCGAACUCUAGAUUUUACGAGCAAAUAUAUUUUUAAUCUAGAUUGGCUGAUGAAAGAAGGAAACAACGUGAGCAAGAAUUGGAAGAAUUGCGCGAGAAAACUAGAAUCGAACUAGAAAAAUCAAGAAUUAUGUGGGAGGAAAGAAAACGACAAUUAGAAGAACAAAUGAAAUAUAUGGAACAAAUGAUGAUUAAACAAUUAUGGAGUAUUCGGUUGGAAAAUCAAUUCACAAAUCGGUUGGAUUUCUUGAGAACAUCGGGAAGAGAAAUUUUGAGAAAUUAUACUGUUCUAAUCGAAACUGUGAGUCAUGAAUAAGGUUUUUCAAAAAAAUAAGCUCAAUCUGUUUCAGUUGAAUAUCGUUAAACGAAGAAAAGCAAAUGGUAAAGAAGUGUCGGAAGAAUUUUACGCUCCAAAAAUUCAAGUUCUUCAAAUAUCUUUGGAAUCUGAAAAGGAACUAAUGCAAAAGGAAUCUGAAAAUAUUGGAAAAAUUUUAUUGAAUGGCCAAUGGGUGUUUUUAUAUCCAGUUAGAGAUUCACUUGAUGACAUAGUGAACUCUUGUGCAAAUUUUAGUAAAGUUUUGUCAGGAGUUGUGAGUUUUUUCGAUUUUUCAAAAAACAAUUUUCGUUUUUUUUUAGAAUCUUCCAAAUUUAUUGAAUUGCAUUGCACAGUUAAAAAAUGCUCAUGAGGAUUUAUGCUCGAAAAUUGACGCGAUCCCAACAUUUGAUCAUUUAAAGAAAACAAAUAAUCAAUUCUCAAAUCUGGCUAUGAUUGAAGAUGAGCCAAGUCAAUUCAAAAUUGAAGAAAUCGAAUAA